AUGGUGGGCAUUGGGCCAUCCAACCAACACCAUGAGGUAAAUCAACAACUUAAUGAAUUCGAGUGGUCAUCAGAAUUAAACAACACUGAUGUUCCAAUGGAGGGUGUUGAGGUACCCAUCAUACGAACGGAUUUUACAAUAUUUUCACCAUUGAUAAAAGAAGUCCAAAAAUACGCGGAUAAAAUUGGAGAUAGUUACGAAAAGGCCGAACAUAAUAGAAGAGUUUGCAGUGUAUUACUUAAACGUGCUAAUAGCGCUGCAGUCGAAGUGAAAUCUUUACGUCAGCUAAAAAAAGAUUACAAUUGGUUUUUUGAAAAUAGUAGUAAUUAUCCGAUUUUCCAAGGAUUCGUUAAAGUGAUAGAAAAAAUCCAAAAUUUUGUCAACAAUGUUUCGCAGCUACAAGGUGUUAUGAAAUACUUUAAUGAAUAUAGAACCCCCGAAUUUUCGAUGGAUAGAAAAUUUGAUAGCCUUAUUGUCGAAUUUGAAAAGUCAACAGAAGAACUUAUUAUUGCGUUACAAAAUCGCUUCGUUUUUGUUAAACCGAAAGGUCAAAACGUUGAAGACAACGAAGCUAUAAACCUGGAUAUGCGUGAUAUACAAAAAUAUAUUGAAACCAUCGCUGCUACGAGUUAUGAGCCUUCGGAUCGUCCAACUCUUAAAGAUAUAUUUACAGAACUUUUUGAUCUUUCUAAAAAAAAUCUGCCAGCUACUCAACGACAAUCUGUUAAUCUUCCGAUUCCAACACCAAUUCUAUCUUCUGUCCAAAUUGUUCAAGAUGCUAUCACUAUACAUAAAUCGAGGAACGGUGAUCGUAAAUCAGCAUAUCAAAUAUUUUGCAAAUAUGCAGAUUUAGGCGAUUCCACUGCAAAAUAUUGGGUCGGAUACUACUUAUAUUAUAAUUGCUUAAAUGAACAACGAACUAGCGAACAACAUAGAGUUGCAAUAAUCCGAGCUGCAAGAUUUUUCAAAGAAACCGCUGAUAUGGAUUUACCAGAGGCUCAACUUCGUUAUGGUCAUUGUCUUUGGAAAGGGGAAGGUGUUGAAAAAAAUGUAAUAGAAGCUGUGGCAUAUUUCGAGAAAUCCGCAGAUAAUGGAAACUCGACUGCUAUGUAUAAUGUUGGAAACAUGUAUUACAAUGGAAAUGGAGUAAUUCAAAAUAUAGAAAAAGGUGCAUACUAUUUGAGGCUGGCGGCAUUAAAAGGUCAACCGAAAGCUAUCGACAUGUGCAAAAGAUGUCGGAUUUCACUUUAA
Molecule: messenger RNA, 1251 nt
Organism: Ambispora leptoticha
Lineage: Eukaryota; Fungi; Glomeromycota; Glomeromycetes; Archaeosporales; Ambisporaceae
Source: the annotation of a GenBank genome assembly